GAGGGCCCCAUGAAGGUAGAGCCGCUUGCCGCACACUGUUUUCACAGGGCCAGUUUGACAGUUAGCAUCAUGACACUUAGCAGCCGCAGUGACCGUUUUCUGUUUCUCCCUCUUGACUCUCUCCUCCAUUCCCUCCCUCCCUUUCUCAUUCCCUUUCUGCCCUCCCUCUCUCUCUCUCUCUCUCACUCUGUUUCUUUUUGUCUUUCUAGGCCUCACAUGGUGACAGAGUACAUGGGUAUCAGGAACGAGAGCUUCAUGAAGAUUGCAGCAGUAGGGACGUGGAUGGGGGACUUUGUGACUGCAUGGAUGGUAAGAGAACUACCAUGUGUACCCAGUAGUAGGCCAACACUGAUUAGAGUCAACUAGAAUAUAAGCACAAAGAGAGAGAGAGAGAGAGAGAGAGAGAGAGAGAGAGAGAGAGAGAGAGAGAGAGGAGAGAGAGAGAGAGAGAAGAGAGAGAGAGAGUGAGAGAGAGAGAGAUGCGGAGUCGCGGAGGAGAGAUAUCGCAGAGAUAUCUAGGCUCUCGACUAGACGAGAGCUCGAUCUCUCGUCUCUCGUCUCUCUCUUCUUCUCUGCUCUCCUCUAUCGCUCCUCUCUCUUCUCUCUCUCUCUCUCUCCUCGCUCUCCGCUGCUCUCUCUCCUCUCUCUCUUUCUCUCUCUCUCUCUCUCUCUCUCUCUCUCUCCUCUCUCUCUCUCUCUCUCUCUCCGUCUUCUCUUACUUCUUCUCCUCUCUCUCUCUCUCUCUCUCUCUCUUCUCCUCUCUCUCGUUCCCCUAAGAGAGAACUACAAUGCUAUUUGGCCCUAACCAGAGAAUACACAGUGGCAGAAUAUGUGACUGACCCAAACUUAAGGAAAGCUUUGACUAUGUACAGACUCAGUGAGCAUAGCCUUGCUAUUGACAAAGGCGCCGUAGGCAGACCUGGCUCCCAAGAGAACACAGGCUAUGUGCACAAUUAGGUGUAAACUGAGCUUAACCUCCUGCCAAAUGUAUGACCAUAUUAGAGACACAUAUUUCCCUUAGAUUACAGAGAUCCACAAAGAAUUCGAAAACAAACCCAAUUUUGAUAAACUCCCUUAUCUACUGGGUGAAAAACCACAGUGUGACAUCACAGAAGCAAGAUCUGUGACCUGUUGCCACAAGAAAAGGGCAACCAGUGAAGAACAAACCAUUGUAAAUACAACCCAUAUUUACCCAUUAUUUAUUUACCCAUUUGUACUUUAACUAUUUGCACAUUGUUACAACACUGUAUAUAGACAUAAUAUGACAUUUGAAAUGUCUUUAUUCUUUUGGAACUUCUGAGUGUAAUGUUUACUGUUAAUAUUUAUUGUUUAUUUCACUUUUGUUUACUAUCUACUUCACUUGCUUUGGCAAUGUUAACAUAUGUUUCCCAUGACAAUAAAGCCCUUACAUCUGGCUUUUAUAUAUAUAUAUAUUUUUUUUACAGUUGAUUAAUUCAACAAGGCACUUUCAAGAUGACCUCUGUGUGUCUCCUCCUCGACAGAGCAGAUAUUUCGAAUGUGUCAUCGGUAGAUGAGUGAGCAAGAAAUUUGUGUUUUUGUAACACUGCUCAUGACAGAAAUAAUUCAAUGAUUUUCUCAACUGUGGUGGUCAUGAAGUUUUAUCAGCCAAUGAUUGUCAAGCAAAUAACAGCCGGUCUCACAUUAAUUGAUCGUUAAUUAUCAUAAACACGUUUAGCAUCUUCUGGCUUCCACGCAUAGCCUACAAGCCACUGAUGCAGACCUACAUUUAAAAAAGUCUAAUAAAUCCAUUAAAUAUAGCCUACAUCAUCACAAUAAAUCCAUUAUUUAUUUUAGACAGGUCUAAAGAAACAUGAUAUGAAGAAAAUGUAGUUAUUUCCGAAGAACAGAAUAGCAUACCGUAGCCCUGCCAUGUGGCUUUGGGCUACGGUAGUUCAUUUAGCAGACAAGAUUUGCUUAGAAUUCCGUGGCAUUAUUUUAUAGUAUGAAGAAUACAAUUGAACAUAGCUGAAUAAAAUAGAAAGGAUAUUUUCUCCAAAUGAUUUCCGAGGGAGUGCGCACAUGCGGCUAGCACUUGAUAAUAUUCUCACCAGGCCUCCAAUUUCACGGUAGCAUCCCCCUUGUGUGGCCGUAAUGCCCCCUAAAAAAUCCAUGCCUUCUGUGGCCGUUGUGCCCUUGGUCUGAAUAUAAUAAUUAUAGCCUAAUUCCCUUCUCAUGGCUGCCAAUCGCCGUGCUCCGAAGCACCUCUCACUCACAUGGCUCUCUCAGAUAUCUAAAUUCUUAUUAGCCAUUGCCCGUCACGUGAUAGGGUCUUUCUUACAGGCAUCUCAGUUCCGAAGUAGGCUACAAGUGAAGACAGACACAUCUGGGACGCAACUGCGUGCGUCCUUCUUAUCGAAUUCCAAGGUGCAUACUGUCAACAUUUUACUUUUUGUCAGUCAACAAGAUGAGUAGGCCUAUCGAACAGCAAAAGCACUAGCCUAUGUCAAUCUACUAUCCCCAUAGCACAAAAGUUGACCUAUUCUAUUGGUCAACUUGUCCUUCUGUGCGAGAAAUAAAUAUUCCAGACAUACUCUGGGACAGUUGUGGGAUACAUUAGAUCCCAAAUUAAUACAACCACUCUCAUAAAAAAAAACGUUUAAAAGCAAUGAGGCUGAUGAAACAGAUCAGAGCGUUUAGCUUAAAAUGUUGAUAAUCUAUUAGGCUAUUUCUUCAAAAUAAUAAGCGCAGUAAUGCUCACACGGCAGUAAAGUCGCCUUAAAAAGGCUUGCGCUGUUUCUUGUCUUACUGCAAACACUGGGCAUGAUAAUACAUAAUUCACAAGUGAUAGGUUAAUAUUGUUACCCAUCAAAAUAUUCUUAAUCUAAUCUUGUCUUUACAUAUAUACUAAAGCAUAUAUGUGUGAAAUUAGUUUUGCUUUAGAAUGGACCAUUAUCAUGCACCUGUCUCGGAACAGGGGCAGGGGGAAAAAUACAUGUCAUCUGUUCACUUAAAUAGCGAAUGGAGGAUGCUUUUCCCGUGGUUCAUUUUCAUGCCAGCCAAGUAGGCUAUACUCCUCUUGUAAAGCGAAUUAAGUGCUUAAUAUUAGGAAUGUUGAGAAAUAAAUAUAGUAGGCCUAGCCUAUAGAAAGCUGAUGGGAUCCUCCUCUUUUUAAUAGAGGCCACCAAAACUCUUUUUUUCUCGAGCAAUUGCAUAGCCUAUAGAAAUGUUGUGCAACAUGAGCUCAUGGGUUCUCAUUAAGUGUUUGGUUUGGUUUUCGAUUACAUUUGCAUUGAUGUCAGAGAGAUUAGAGGGACAAUAGAGUGCUGAGUACCAGGCAGUUAGCAAGUUUGGUAGGAUACUAAUGACCAUCAGCAGCAUCAGAGCUUGGAGAAGCCUAGUUAACGUGACUAAACGGUCACGUGGAAUUUGACUGCAGUCAUAACUCGUGACCACCGGUGUGGCGUUAAUAUGGUCACCGUAACAGCCCUAUUCUCAACCAAAUCUUUCUCCACUCUUAUCUGCCUGAAGGAGAUGUGGCCUGCUGACAAAUUACCCUCGCCUCAAUGAAGUACCUUCUUUGAACGUCUGGAUUUGCAUAGUUGUGUAUUACAACCCUUUAAAAUCUAAAUUAAUGUUGAUCGAAAAGAUUACUUUUAAUGAUUGACUGUAUAGCAUAGGAAUAUAAACAAAGCAAUGCCAUUUGAAUUGAUUAUGCCAUUCCAUUGCGGUGUUCCAUAGGCAGAAUGGCAAAUUCUAACCAUCCAUUUUGACAUAAUGAAAUAACACAAGCUCAAUCCCGUAUGAAUGUGAUUCUUUGAUUUAAUUUGAGCCUCAUUCAGAGAUCACUCAAAAAUGAAUGAUAACUGGAAACGCCAUCUCAGUUUGAUGUUAGUUUAUUUCACCCUCACACAUGUCACAUGUUAAGUUAACCUGUUUUAUUCCCAGGUCACUGACAUGAUGCUCCAGGACCAGCACUACCCAGACUGGGGCAAAGCUGCCAGAAGGUUCUGGAAACAAGGCAACCACAGGAUCGUCCUCUUCUGGUACGUUCUAUUCUGCAGUCUAAUGCAUUUACAGUAUGCUGCCUCUGAGCCCGAUCAAUGUGUGUGUGUGUGUGCAUGCUGGGGAUUAUGAGUAUGUGUGUGUGGGUGCUAGGGUUCAUGAGUAUGUGUGAGUGCAUUAGAAUGCAUAUAUUCAUUAAUGUAUCGGUAUUCAGACAAAGCCCUUUGUGAAUCGGAGGUGUGACACUGUGCUCCUCUGGCUGUGUGCUGCCUGUAUCUGUGCUCCUCGUGGGGUUACACACAUUAACACACAGUCAAUAGCCCUGUUAAUCUUCCUCCGUUUAGUGUCAGCACCUUUAAUUAGAAGAACAGGAAGAGGAAAUCAAUGGACACAGCAAGGUCACGGGGCCAGCUAGACCCCUGCCUUUACACACACACACACACACACACACACACAAAAAAUAUAUAUAAAAAAGAAAUAUAUAUAUAUAUACAGUGAGGGAAAAAAGUAUUUGAUCCCCUGCUGAUUUUGUACGUUUGCCCACUGACAAAGAAAUGAUCAGUCUAUAAUUUUAACAGUAGGUUUAUUUGAACAGUGAGAGAGAGAAUAACAACAACAAAAUCCAGAAAAACGCAUGUCAAAAAUUUUAUAAAUUGAUUUGCAUUUUAAUGAGGGAAAUAAGUAUUUGACCCCCUCUCAAUCAGAAAGAUUUCUGGCUCCCAGGUGUCUUUUAUACAGGUAACGAGCUGAGAUUAGGAGCACACUCUUAAAGGGAAUAAUCCUAAUCUCAGUUUGUUACCUGUAUAAAAGACACCUGUCCACAGAAGCAAUCAAUCAAUCAGAUUCCAAACUCUCCACCAUGGCCAAGACCAAAGAGCUCUCCAAGGAUGUCAGGGUCAAGAUUGUAGACCUACACAAGGCUGGAAUGGGCUACAAGACCAUCGCCAAGCAGCUUGGUGAGAAGGUGACAACAGUUGGUGCGAUUAUUCACAAAUGGAAGAAACACAAAAUAACUGUCAAUCUCCCUCGGCCUGGGGCUCCAUGCAAGAUCUCACCUCGUGGAGUUGCAAUGAUCAUGAGAACAGUGAGGAAUCAACCCAGAACUACACGGGAGGAUCUUGUCAAUUAUCUAAAGGCAGCUGGGACCAUAGUCACCAAGAAAACAAUUGGUAACACAAUACGCCGUGAAGGACUGAAAUCCUGCAGCGCCCGCAAGGUCCCCCUGCUCAAGAAAGCACAUAUACAGGCCCGUCUGAAGUUUGCCAAUGAACAUCUGAAUGAUUCAGAGGAGAACUGGGUGAAAGUGUUGUGGUCAGAUGAGACCAAAAUGGAGCUCUUUGGCAUCAACUCAACUCGCCGUGUUUGGAGGAGGAGGAAUGCUGCCUAUGACCCCAAGAACAUCAUCCCCACCGUCAAACAUGGAGGUGGAAACAUUAUGCUUUGGGGGUGUUUUUCUGCUAAGGGGACAGGACAACUUCACCGCAUCAAAGGGACGAUGGACGGGGCCAUGUACCGUCAAAUCUUGGGUGAGAACCUCCUUCCCUCAGCCAAGGCAUUGAAAAUGGGUCGUGGAUGGGUAUUCCAUCAUGACAAUGACCCAAAACACACGGCCAAGCCAACAAAGGAGUGGCUCAAGAAGAAGCACACUAAGGUCCUGGAGUGGCCUAGCCAGUCUCCAGACCUUAAUCACAUAGAAAAUCUGUGGAGGGAGCUGAAGGUUCGAGUUGCCAAACGUCAGCCUCAAAACCUUAAUGACUUGGAGAAGAUCUGCAAAGAGGAGUGGAACAAAAUCCCUCCUGAGAUGUGUGCAAACCUGGUGGCCAACUACAAGAAACGUCUGACCUCUGUGAUUGCCAACAAGGGUUUUGCCACCAAGUACUAAGUCAUGUUUUGCAGAGGGGUCAAAUACUUAUUUCCCUCAUUAAAAUGCAAAUCAAUUUAUAACAUUUUUGACAUGCGUUUUUCUGUUUUUUUUUGUUGUUAUUCUGUCUCUCACUGUUCAAAUUAACCUACCAUUAAAAUUAUAGACUGAUCAUGUCUUUGUCAGUGGGCAAACGUACAAAAUCAGCAGGGGAUCAAAUACUUUUUUCCCUCACUGUAUAUAUAUAUAUAUAUAAACUCAGCAAAAAAAGAAAUGUCCCUUUUUCAGGACCCUGUCUGUGAUGAGGUGUGAAUGAAGGAGUCAGGCGCAGGAGGUAAAACACCGAAGUCCAGAGUUUAUUCCGUUUACAUAAAUAAAACGCACCCAGCGUCAAUACGAAACUAUCACAAGGGAAAUAUUCCACCUUGGCAAUAACAAAUGGAAGAGUACAACCGAGCUACUCGCUCUCACAAUGAAACAAUCACUCACAAAGACAAGGGGAACAGAGGGAACACUUAUACACAUACUAAUUAGGGGAAUGAGCACCAGGUGUGUGUGAUUGACAAGACAAGACAUGAUAAGUGGAGUGAUGAGAAUGGGAUCGGCAGUAGCUAGUAAGCCGGUGACGACGAAGGCCGAAACCUGCCCGAACAAGGAGGGGAGGCAGCCUCGGCGGAAGUCGUGACACUGUCUUUCAAAGAUAAUUCGUAAAAAUCCAAAUAACUUCACAGAUCUUCAUAGUAUAAAGGGUUUAAACACUGUUUCAUCAUGCUUGUUCAAUGAACCAUAAACAAUUAAUGAACAUGCACCUGUGGAACGGUCGUUAAGACACUAACAGCUUACAGACGGUAGGCAAUUAAGGUCACAGUUAUGAAAACUUAGGACACUAAAGAGGCCUUUCUACUGACUCUGAACAACACCAAAAGAAAGAUGCCCAGGGUCCCUGCUCAUCUGCGUGAACAUGCCUUAGGCAUGCUGCAAGGAGGCAUGAGGACUGCAGAUGUGGCCAGGGCAAUAAAUUGCAAUUUCCGUACUGUGAGACGCCUAAGACAGCGCUACAGGGAGACAGGACGGACAGCUGAUUGUCCUCGCCGUGGUAGACCACGUGUAACAACACCUGCACAGGAUCUUUCCAUCAGUGCUCAGACUGUCCGCAAUAGGCUGAGAGAGGCUGGACUGAGGGCCUGUAGGCCUGUUGUAAGGCAGGUCCUCACCAGACAUCACCGGCAACAACGUCACUUAUGGGCACAAACCCACCGUCGCUGGACCAGACAGGACUGGCAAAAAGUGUUCUUCACUGACGAGUCGCGGUUUUGUCUCACCAGGGGUGAUGGUCAGAUUCGCGUUUAUCGUUUAAGGAAUAAGCGUUACACCAAGGCCUGUACUCUGGAGCGGGAUCGAUUUGGAGGUGGAGGGUCCGUCAUGGUCUGGGGUGGUGUGUCACAGCAUCAUCGGACUGAGCUUGUUGUCAUUGCAGGCAAUCUCAAUGCUGUGUGUUACAGGGAAGACAUCCUCCUCCCUCAUGUGGUACCCUUCCUGCAGGCCCAUCCUGACAUGACCCUCCAGCAUGACAAUGCCACCAGCCAUACUGCUCGUUCUGUGUGUGAUUUCUUGCAAGACAGGAAUGUCAGUGUUCUGCCAUGGCCAGCGAAGAGCCCAGAUCUCAAUCCCAUUGAGCACGUCUGGGACCUGUUGGAUCGGAGGGUCAGGGCUAGGGCCAUUCCCCCCAGAAAUGUCCGGGAACUUGCAGGUGCCUUGGUGGAAGAGUGGGGUAACACCAGAUACUGACUGUUACUUUUGAUUUUGCUUGUGUUGCUGGCUCCUAACAGUGCAGUAAAAAUGUCCAAAAAGUACACAAAUAAUCCAAAACAAGAAAUCAAGAAUGUCCGAACAAAUCCAAUUAACAACCCAAAAAACACUAUCAGUAAUCCAAAUGCAAUCUAUGCGUAUAAACCCAAAAAUAUAUAUGUACAGCAGUAGAUAUAUUACAGUGAGCUAUGUCAACAAUCAAGUAUAUAAAUAUGCAGUGUGUAUAAACAGUGUAACAGAAAUCCAAUGUACAGUAGUAGAUCUAUGCCCCUAAUGGUGGUCAUUGGACAGGACACUAGGUUCACUACUGGAAUGGGGAUAUUUGAGCUUAUGUAUAAACAUCAACAUGUGUUGGAGUAGUGUGGUAUUAUCUGAGCGUUACGAUUUGUAAAUGACCAAUAAAUGGAAAUUCAAAGCCACACUCUUCAAUGUAUUAUGUUUCCCAUAGAAUUGAUUGUGCCUCUAUUAGGAUGCAGGAUGUCAAACUAUAAUCUCUGUGGCUCCUCCGGAAUCCUUUUGUCUUAUUGAUGAAUGCCCCCAGUCUGACUGUCACAAACAAUUUGUACUCGGGGGGGAAAAAGUAUGAUUUGUACAUCUCAAAUACUGGGGAGAAAGUAUGAUUAAUAAAUAUGUAUCUUGACAUUAUGCGGCAAAGAAUCUGGGUAAAUCACAAAUGACAAUCUGGACUGGAGGGGAAAGAAUCCACUUUAGAUUUCUAAAAUACAAACUGUGUCUCACAACAUUUGAAAUAUGAUAUGAUGAACUUGGUGCGAGCUAUCGGCAAUGCAGCCAGUCACCAUGGGGAUGCAACAACCCACACAACACCAGCGUAAUAAUUGCUGAAUGACAUUGAAACAAGUAGAAAGAGGAGCCAAAUAUAGUUUGCUAAAUCCAAAGUCCAUAACACACUGAUAAACAUCAAAUGAAACCUAACAGAAUUAUAAACCAUAAUCAAUAUUUACAUAAACCUAUGAUAACUUCCUGUUAUAAUUAUAUUGUUGUUAUGUACUUUAGAGAAACGAGCAGAAGACAAAGUAUUGUGGUCCGCCCUAAAAAAUUGACUAAUAAAGUGGUAAUUAGUAAAUCUGUGAAGUGUCCCAGGUUAUUAACAGGAAAGUAAUGCGGUUUUACUUCCUGUCUCCUCCAGGACGGUCCUGAUCACUCUGACAUCGGUGGUGUUGCUGGUCAUCAGUACAGACUGGAUCAGCUGGGACAACCUGAACCGGGGAUUUCUGCCUAGCGACGAGGUCUCCAGGGCCUUCCUGGUAUCCUUCAUCCUGGUCUUUGACCUGCUCAUUGUCAUGCAGGUAGGGGCUCCCCCAUGGCCAAUUAAAAACUAGCUGGGCUCCUAUACUCUCCCCUUCCUUUUCCUUUAUCUCUCCCCUUCCCCACCCCUCCCUCAGCCACAGGGGCACUGUGGUACUGGGUUGAGAGAGUGGGAGAUAUUUAAUCAGUCUGAGCCUGCAUGUCUACAAACCCCACUGCUUCUGCUUCACAUCUCUACCCCUCAUCUGCCCAUCCCAUCAUCCACUCAGCCAUCCAAACAUCCUACCAUCCAUCCAGCCAGACUUCAGGCAAGGACCUAAACCCUCUCUCCUCCUCCGUGAACCUUUUUCCCACCCAAUGUUCUCCAUCCCACAGGAGACUAUACAUAAAUGAAGUGUUUGUCAGUGGCAUACUCAUGAAUAUGCAAAUAUUUUGUCUGGGUAGAAAAUGCAUAGCAGUGUUUCAAAGAGAAAAGGCUUUCAAACCAGUAGCUCCAAGCUAAAUGCAGACCGGUUGGUUUGAAACGCAAGCUGGAUUUAGUAUGGCUUCUGCUAAUGUUUAAUGAACAUACUUUUGUAUAUAUAGUGUAUGUGGACACCCCUUCAAAUUAGUGGAUUCGGCAAUUUUAGCCACACCCGUUGCUGACAGGUGUAUAAAAUCGAGCACACAGCCAUGAAAUCUCCAUAGACAAACACUGGCAGUAGAAUGGCCCAUACUGAAGAGCUCAGUGACUUUCAACGUGGCACCGUUAUACUAGAGCUGCCCCGGUCAACUGUAAGUGCUGUUAUUGUGAAGUGGAACAUUCUAGGAGCAACAACGGCUCAGCCGCAAAGUGGUAGGCCACAUAAGCUCACAGAAUGGGACCGCCGAGUGCUGAAUUGUGUAGCGCGUAAAAAUUGUCUGUCCUCGGUUGCAACACUCACUACUGAGUUCCAAACUGCCUAUGGAAGCAACGUCAGCACAAGAACUGUUCGCCGGGAGCUUCAUGAAAUGGGUUUCCAUGGCCGAGCAGCCGCACACAAGCCUAAGAUCACCACGCACAAUGCCAGGCGUCAGCUGGAGUGGUGAAAAGCUCACCGCCAUUGGACUCUGGAGUAGUGGAAAGCGUUCUCUGGAAUGAUGAAUCACGCUUCACCAUCUGGCAGUCUGACAGACGAAUCUGGGUUUGGCAGAUGCCAGGAGAACGCUCCCUGCCCAAAUACAUAGUGUCAACUAUAAAGUUUGGUGUAGGAGGAAUAAUGGUCUGGGGCAGUUUUUCAUGGUUGGAGCUAGGCCCCUUAGUUCCAGUGAAGGGAAAUGUUAACGCUACAGCAGACAAUGACAUUCUAGACGAUUCUGUGCUUCCAACUUUGUGGCAACAGUUUGGGGAAGGCCCUUUCCUGUUUCAGCAUGACAAUGCCCCCGUGCACAAUGCGAGGUCGAUACAGAAAUGGUUUGUCGAGAUCGGUGUGGAAGAACUUCACUGGCCUGCACAGAGCACUGACUUCAACCCCAUCGAACGCCUUUCGGAUAAAUUGGAACGCUGACUGCAAGCCAGGCCUAAUCGCCCAACAUCAGUGCAUGUGCAUAUUAAUGCCCAUGAAUUUGGAAUGAGAUGUACGAGCAGGUGUCCACAUACUUUGUUAUUGCUUAUUAAAGGAUAUGGAGUAGUCUAAUAUGUAGUAUCCCUUAAACGUCUGUUUAUACAUUAUUAUGUCAUAAUAUGUAGUAUCCCUUAAAUGUAUGUUUAUACAUUAUUAUGUCACUUUACAAGGAUAUGGUGAUUAGCUAACAAAAAUGAUUUAUCUGUAGCACAAUAACUGACAAAAUUAUAUAAGAACAAAUCAGAUAUAAUUUAUUUUCAAUGCUAUUUCAUUUGGCUCAGCUCAGCCAUUCAAUAUUUGUAAAUUAUUUUAUUACAAGAUUACAACUUCUCACAGUCUCAUUACCAUGCCUGCUUUUGUUUGCAUAGGCCUCCUUGCGUUUCACUGGGGUCCCUUCCCCUCUCAGAAACAGGCCAAGGCAUAGUGACCAUCUUGAUCCUGUAUGGCUCAGUUGGUAGAGCAUGUUUUCUGUAACGCCAGAAUUGUAGGUUUGAUUCCUGGGACACCCAUAUGUAAAAUGUAUGCAGGCAUGACUGUAAGUCGCUUUGGAUAAAAGUGUCUGUUAAAUGGCAUAUAUUAUUAUUCAGCUGUCAUCUCCUGUCUCAUGACUACAGCAGUCUCGUGGUGUGAUCCCCAUUUUGACUCCCUGGCCCCAGCCAGUACCAAACUACUCACCAAUCACAUCUCUCCUGCUUUCUCCUGCUGGGCUGUAUUUCACACUCAUUCAGAUGCCGUUGUUUAUGAUUGCUAGUCUCCUCUGGUUUUCUGCUCUGUGCACAGCAAGCACAUUUACUACGGUUAUUUAUGAUUUCAAUUAGUCUCCACCGUUAGUGCUCACAUGGAUUUGAUGCUGGCUGUCCAUGCACUUUACUCUGGUAUAGUCAAUAAAAACUCCUCUACUCCACCUCCCUGCCACAGCCUUUGAAAUGGCUUCAUUCACCUUCAUAUGUGCGUGUUCUGGCUGGUAUACUCUCAAAAAUGCUGGGUUGUUUGGAUGACCCAACUGGGUUGCAACCUGCUGGGUUGUAGGCAUUGGGUCACUUAGUUGGUUGUUUUCUAAAAAGAGCAAGGUUGAGUUGUUAGUGCUGGAUUAUUGAUGCUGGGUUAUUGAGAUAUGACCCAGGGGGUCAGAUCAGAAGACUGGAGGUGUGGCUUAGUAGGGGUGUGGCUUUCAGAUUGUUAUUUUUGGCCACCCGUGAGAGUAAGCGUCAUUCCGGUUCAUCUGUUCUGUUGUAUUGUUAUCACAUUGUAAGGUUGAACACAGACACUUUUGUAGCUUUAAUGAAGAUAACGAAAGUCUGAGUUCCUUAACAGCCUAUACAAAUCUCAAUGUUGGGAUAGUUACCACUUUGUUGCAAUGUGUAAGCAAUCAUGUUAUUAAUAUUAUAGUAGAAUAUGUCAUGUGUAAAAAUAUUUAAGGAACAUUUUAAUUUGUAGUGUACAAAGUUAGUGGCACUCCAGUCUCCUUUUCACCUCAUUUAUCACCUGAUUUACUUAACAAAAGGCACAUCUCAAUAGGUGGUCCAUGAUGAACAGGAAUGACAUUUACUCUCACGGAUGGCCAAAAAUAACUAUGUGAAAGCCAUGCCGCUAAUAAGCCACACCUCCUGAAAAUAACCGGAGGAUUACAUUAAAAAAGACCAAGCUGCUGGGUUAAUCAUGCAUGAAAGUUUAAAAAAAACAACUGAUGGUUAAAUUAACCCAUGUUUGGGUAAACCCAACAACACAGCAUGUUGGGUUAUUCACGCAACCCAACUGGCUGGGUCAACGUGUGUUCAAUAUUUACCCAGCGCUGGGUUACCAAAUAACCCAAAUUGGGUUGUUUUUAACCAAGUAUUUUUUUUAGAGUGUAGGUCAUCUCCUACUUCCAUGAGAAAAGACCUGGGUUUUAUUCCAAAACUAAUUAACAGACACAAUAAACGGACUGGGCUGGAUCUACCUCCCAGCUGUUGUCUCCUGGAGAAUUGUUUUCUGGCUUUUAUUUGGGUAUUUGAUUGUCUGAUAUAAAUGUAAAAAAAAUUCAUGUGUGAGUGUCUCUUCCACAGAAUCAUUUGUGACCUAGCGAGCUUGUAACUGUUUUGUGUGUUUCUGUGUGUGCACAUGCAUGCGUGCGUGUGGGCACUGUUUACUACAGUAUGUCGUAAAGACUCAUUAUUUCAUAUGAGGGAGGCACAUGACUUAAAUGUCAAGCUUAUUAGUGGGACUGUAUCAGGAAACGAAGUACAGUUGAGUAGGUGGAAGGCCUAAUUAAUAUCAAGGGGGAAAUCCCUUCUCAUCUUUUUCCAUAUGAACAUUCAUACAUUUACAUUUUAGUCAUUUAGCAGACGCUCUUAUCCAGAGCGACUUACAGUUAGUGAGUGCAUACAUUUUCAUACAUACAUAUGGAUUCUUCGUUCACCCUAACAUCUGAAAAUUGAUUGAAUAUUAUAGUAUUAGAAAUGGCUGCUGUUUAGUUACAUAACUAGGCUGUUAGAAUCUGAGGAAAUUGCAGCUAUUCAUAAAAAGAUGGAAAGAUCUCGGUGUGUUUGGGUUGUCUAAAAUGUACAGUAUGCCCCUCUGUCUGUUCAACACACAUCACAUUCUUCCCAGACAUUAUCGCUUGUUUCUUUCAGACAAUGUUCCAGUAUCUUACAUAUAUACAAUAUUGACUAUUCCAAAGCAAAGACUGAGACACAGAGGGCAGCUUAUAGAUGUCUGUGAGUGAUUCCUGAGGUGUUUUGACAUGAGGAAACCCCAAUGCACACAGGCACAUUACAAGGCCAUAUAAGCACACACUGUGCAGGCUUUUGACCUCUGUGGUAACUUACCCGUCAAUGGACAACUCCUCUGAAUCCCUAGUUAGUAUCCUUUUAUAUGAAAAUAAAUCCCUGCUAUUCACUCACUAUUAGACUUUGGAGCAUGUGUAUUGUUUACCUUCUUCUUUUGUCUUUGCUUUUAUGCCUGGUGGUAAAUGAUGUGUAUUGUUUACUUCCGUAAAAACUGUCAAUAUCAAACACUGUACAGUAAAUUUAUUUUUAUGGGCGGAUGUAUUUUUUAUUUGCAUUGAUUGAUCAUAUGUUUGAUUUAUGUUAUUAGGAUUGGGAGUUCCCUCAGUUCAUGGGCGACCUGGAUAUGAACCUGCCUGGCAUGUCCACCACGCAGCUCAAGUUCAAACUUCCUGUCUGCAAGAGCAUCUUCAAAGAGGAGUACCACAUCCAUAUCACAGGUACAGAUAUUAGCAAGCAUACCAUAUUAGUAAACAUACUAUACUGUGUCCUGAGUGGCGCAGUGGUCUAAGGCACUGCAUCGCAGUGCUAACUGUGCCACUAGAUCCUGGUUCGAAUCCAGGCUCUGUUGCAGCCGGCCCGGACCGGGAGACUCAUGGGCGGCGCACAAUUGGCCCAGCGUCGUCCAGGGUAGGGGAGGGAAUGGCCGGCAGGGAUGUAGCUUAGUUGAUAGAGCAUGGCGUUUGCAACGCCAGGGUUGUGGGUUCGAUUCCCACGGGGGGGCCAGUAUAAAAAAAGAUGUAUUCACUAACUGUAAGUCGCUCUGGAUAAGAGCGUCUGCUAAAUGACGUAAAAUGUAAAUGUAAAUACUAGCCCAAUUGAUUUAGGUGGUAUAGAGGGUUACCACUAUUAUUUCAAUAUUUUCACACUCCAUCUGACCAGCUGUGUUGGAAGUUUUGGCAGUUGCACCAUGACACUGGCCUAAGAUGAAUACAGAUCAGAUAUACCUGUUCUGACAUGACUUCUUCAUCCUACCAGCGGUGCUUGUUUCUGAAAUACUCUUCCCCCCCUGCACCUUGCACCCCUGCUGCGUCAGACACAUCAGAAUGGUGCAAUGUGUAUAAACAAUCACCCAGGUUUCAUUCCGUUCCACAGCAUGCCCCCAGUUUUGAUAUUGUUAAAUGUGUUACACUUGUUUUCUCUACUUUUAAGUCAUUUCUUAAACUCAUGUGUUUCUUAAACUCAUGUGUUUCUUAAACUCAUGUGGGGCGGCAGGUAGCUUAGCGGUUAAGAGCGUUGGGCCAGUAACUGAAAGGUCGCUGGUUCAAAUCUCCAAGCCGACUAGGUGAAAAAUCUGUAGAUGUGCCCUUGAGCAAGGCACUUAACCCUAAUUGCUCCUGUAAGUCGCUCUGGAUAAGAGCGUCUACUAAAAUGUAAAUGUGAAAACCAUCAAGGGGAGAGAAACGAAUGUUCCCAUGCUAGAUGUUAAACUGUUCAAACGCUCACUGAUUUGUGCUAGAUUGUUAACCCUAAUGCAUCGCACAUCCAUUUAGCAUUAUGUUAAUGGUCAUACAGUACAUGAUUGCUUUGACUAAAAGCUUAUUAACGGUGGUACGUCUCAGGAAAGGGAGGGAAUUGUGUCACAUGUACCCAUGGAGCUAUCUGCCUUUAGAUCAGUAAACCUGGAGCGAUUGCUACCAAUAAUAUUAUGACCUCAUUUCAUUAAGCGUCAGUGUUAGACCUGGUACCUGCAAAUAUAUUCUCAUAUACUGUCUGUCUGUCUUAUCUGUCUGUGUUUUGUCAAUUGAUGACCUUAAAUUAAUUAGAUUCAUAAAAGCUUUAUAACUUGUCCGAACGGUACAGUAAUCAGUGAAUUAAAGGGCAUGUCAACGUCAGCUUGGGCACAAUAAAACUGGAUUUUGACAUCCAGAAAUGACCCUAACUGCCCUCCAUAUUGUUUGUCCCUGCAGGUAAGUGGUUCAACUACGGCAUCAUCUUCCUGGUGUUAAUCCUGGACCUGAACAUGUGGAAGAACCAGAUCUUCUACAAGCCCUAUGAGUACGGGCAGUACGUUGGUCCAGGGGAGAAGAUCUUCACCGUGGAGGAGCCCCACACGCUGGGCGACUUCAACCGCAGCACGCUCACCCACAAGUGGCGCUCCAGCCACGUGGACCCGCUGACCAACCGCUCGUACGUGCAUCGCGACAUGUUCCUGCACAGCCGCUACGUGGGUGCCAGCCUGGACGUCAAGUGCCUGGCCUUCAUCCCCAGCCUGGCUGCCUUCGUCCUCUUCGGCUUCUUCAUCUGGCUGCUGGGACGCUUCCAGGACAGCGAGACCUUCCCGGAGAGCCAGGUGGACAAGACGUACGAGAGGAUCAAGAGGAAGUCUCCGUCGGAGUAUAGUAAGGACAUGGGACUCACGCCAGAGGAGGUGCACAUCUCUAUGAGCGAGGCGCUCAAAUGUUCCGGAACCCCCAUGCUGUUGUUGGUGGACGGGCAUCACUUUGCUCCGCACUCUGCCACCUCCACCAACUCCACUUCGCCUGUUUCCAUGGAGACCCAGGAGACACAUCCCAGUAUUGUCAUCGAGGGCGCGGAGCCAAGACAGCCGGCGGCAUGCUUUGAUGUCGGCAAAAUGUCACCGCCCUGACCUUACUGCCCUGAGGGGAAAUACUGCUAUUGUCUGCUACUGGCAGACACACAGCCUGGAGGGAGGAGAGGAGACACAGGAGAGAGACCAAACUGAAACUCAAUUUCAGUCUAGAUCUUUUUCAGUCUGGGUAGAUAUUGAACCCAACACUGAUUGAGUAUUCCUGGAGCAGAGGAUGUAGCUACAAUGGCCUCUUGGGUUCUUCUGGACAAUUUGUUUUGCUACUGAAAAUAAACUCUCUCAUAUUCCUGAUGGGUUUUUAUUAUUAUCAUUGUUAUUAUUAUUAUUUAUUUUAAUUGUAAGACAGUGGUUUUUUUUCUUAUUCUCUAAGCUGACACAAACACAAUGACAAACAGCUUAUUUUAACCUCCCUCACUGCAAAGUUCUAUUGUCAACAUGGUGCUCUCGCUAGAUUUGACGUUUUUGUAAUAUCAAGGUGUUUUUUCUUAUUGUGACAUUUUGGUGCCUAUAUGGGGAACUAUUUCUACAGUCGAUGCAUGACACAAUGGUCAUGGCUAGUUUAUAUUGUAAAACUAGAGUAUUACAACUGAAGAGGUGCCUUGAUAACCCAUGUCCACUAAAGGACAUCAACAUAGUCUAUACUAUAGGCAGAAAAACAGAAGAUGUCUGAUAGUGUGUGUCUGUCUUGUUUAUUUAAAUGUUCUACUUCAAUGUUUACCCUUUCACACUAUCACAGGUUUUUGAAUUCAUUUGUUAUCUUGAUAAUUCUCACAUAUCCCAUCUUCACGUGUUUCUUCUCUUGUAGUUAUAGAAAUUACUGGAUUGCUAAACAUCAUUAUGAUGAUGAUAAUAUUAUGACGACCUCUUCAUUUUCUGGUUGUAUUAUCAAAUGCAAGAUAAUAGGCAUAAGCUAUUUUCAAAUAACAUUCAAAAGUCACCUCAUGAUCGCUUAUCUGGUCAUUAUACUCAAAUGUAACGCAAAUUAGGUCAGAAAGGUCAUUUGCCCUUUGUGGAGUAAAUGUGCUUUUGUUAUACCAGGAGAGAGAAGUACACCAAAUCUUACUGCCGCACCUUACGCAUAUCAUAUCCCCCAGCAGUAUAUGUACCACAAGCAUGACCUUGGUUCAAAGCCAGUAUUGGGGUCAUGGUUUGGUUUGAGAUAACACAUAGAGAAUGUGACCUCUUUACUUACAGUGACAAGCAAAAGAGAGUGGGAGUUUUUCGUAUUUAUGAGAGUUAUGAGCGUUGUUAUAUCAAAUACGUUAAGUGUGCAACUACAGUAUACCAAUGCUCAGUUAUUUAAGUGUUUUCUAACAAUGCAUUCUGUGUGUGUGCAUCUGAGUUUGUGCGCGUAUGCGUGUGUAUGUGACAGAGAGAGCGAGAGCGUACAAUUCUGUGAAGAGGUCAAUGCAGUUAACAUAAGUGGUGUAUGGUCCUUGGUUCAGUGAUCCCCUUCUACACUUUACAGGUCAUUACAGCUCAACUUAUUUCAUUUUGUAGAUAUGGCUUUGCAACAAAUUGCUGAAUGUACGGGGCAAUGGCUAAAUUAGUGUGUUUAUCUCACCUGAAGUGAUCUAGUGAUAUGUUUGUAAUAUAUUGUGCUUCGGUUGAAACUGAAUGUUCCCCCUGCUGUUAUACAUGGUAUUGUAUUGCAUAACUGACAGAUAUUUUCCAUUCUUGUGUGUGGUUUUUAAACGAAGGAUAUCUGUUUUUAACAUGUUGACACAAAUGUCUGCCGAAUAAUGGUAUCAAUAAAAUGUAUACAUUUUGCU
This is a messenger RNA of Coregonus sp. 'balchen', 17570 nucleotides long. NCBI's taxonomy places the organism in Eukaryota, Metazoa, Chordata, Actinopteri, Salmoniformes, Salmonidae. The record is from the annotation of a GenBank genome assembly.